Messenger RNA from Colias croceus (clouded yellow), 2874 nucleotides. Its product is annotated as hemicentin-2-like. The record is from RefSeq and is a predicted model, not a curated record. NCBI's taxonomy places the organism in Eukaryota, Metazoa, Arthropoda, Insecta, Lepidoptera, Pieridae. Gene Ontology annotation, biological process: synapse organization. The coding region runs from base 476 to 1381 and encodes 301 amino acids. The transcript has 7 exons. Gene Ontology annotation, cellular component: neuron projection membrane.
UGUUAAAACGUUAAAAACUACGUUUCAAAUAAUGUUAAUUGCUGCUUGAUUUCAAUUAACUAAUACAUACUCUUGAAUUUAAGAUAACAGACAAUUAAUCAAACUUGUUAUCGUGACAAUAAUAAUUAAGAGUGAUUUAAGUGCCGACGUGUGCUUGCUUUAAUGUGAACAUAUUAAGACAGGUUGUUUUAAUUUAACACAUGAUGAGAUAAUGCGGUGUUUAUAAUAGCAGUGUGGGUGCAAGCAAGCGUAGUGUUGGUUUUAGAAAAGAACUGUGCCAAUAAAUGUGGAUAAAGUGGUAAAAGGAAAUUGUUUAAUCAACAGCAAGUUCAUGAACAUUUGAAGUGACGAGUGACGCUGCAAUGCGAAAAACAAACUGCCGUGAACACUGAAUUAUGCCGAGUUAUAGUGGAUGUUGUGAAGUGUUUUCAUAUAUUUUAGUGGACGCAUAAUGUGAAAGUGCAAGCAUUACGCAAUGUGGGCGGCGAAGCUCAGCUGUAUUUUCAUAUUGUUUGGUGUGACAGCAGGCGGCGGAGGCUGGGAGCCUCUAGGGCAGCCGUACUUCGACAACACGACGAGGCGAGAGGCGACCGCCGCCGUGGGGCAGCCCGCCUAUCUGCAUUGUAGAGUGCGCAACCUUGCUGACAGAGCGGUAUCAUGGAUACGCAAACGUGACUUGCAUAUUCUAACUGUAGGGGUCCACACAUACAGCAGUGACGCUCGCUUUGCCGCCCUCCACGCGGACGGCUCUGACGAGUGGACGCUGCGGGUGUCGCCUGCGCAGCCGCGGGAUUCUGGGGUGUAUGAGUGCCAAGUGUCCACGGAACCGAAGAUUAGCUUAUCCUUUCGGCUCACUGUUGUUGUGUCGAAGGCUGAAAUCCUAUCAGGACCAGAGCUAUUCGUCAGGGCGGGUUCAGACAUCAAUCUCACUUGCGUCGCGAAAUACGCCCCUGAUCCGCCGAGUUUUAUCUACUGGUAUCGAGGAGAACAAGUGGUCAACUAUGCACAGCGCGGCGGGAUCAGCGUGGAGACGGAGCAGCGCACGCGCACCAGUCGCCUGCUUAUCGCACGCGCAGCGCCCCAUGAUUCUGGAAACUACACAUGUGCGCCUAGUAGCUCAGAAUCGGCUUCAGUCAUCGUUCACGUUCUCAGCGGAGAGAGGCCAGCCGCUAUGCAGAGCUCCAGCACUUUAUCAUCCCAUAUAAAUCCAGUACUCUUCAUGAUCCUCACAUCUGUAUCCACUUUUCAACUCCACGUUUUAAAUUACCAUACUUUAUUUAGCUACUUUUUGAAUGUAACCAUUGUAAACAGUCUCUUUAGUAAAACUAUUUUUGUACUUAUUGAAAAUACUUUUGAUAACAUCUUUAAACUCAUGAGAUGACCUGUACAGUAAAUACUUGGUAAUAAAACAUUGUGAAACUAUUUUAAAACAUUUUAUUACAUCCAUGACUUUGUUUAAUACAUAUAAUAUAUAGUAUUCUGAAUACAACGACUACUUACUGACUUAGGUCAAAAAAUGUUUCUACGUCAAUUUUACUUGUAGAUUUAUUUUCUAUGGAUACAUAUGAUGUGUCUGGAUUGAAAUGACGAAAAAUUUAGCUCAAUUUACAUAUAAUUUAAACAUUGAACACAAAAGGGAGCUUAGAGAAGAAUUGAUUCAGUCAUAAAUGUCUCUAAAGCGAUUAGGGGAACGCUUACUUCGGGCUGGUUUAAGUCUUUAGACGAUUAUCCGUUCCUGAUUUCCUUUUGUUUUUCCAGCUAACUUCCCCGUAUUAAUCCUAUAGUGAAAUAAGAACGAUUCGAUUUCAUAGCAUAAAGAUAAUCCCAGAUUUAACAUAGGAGGCACUUUAUGUGUUUAACAAACUAAGCCCUUUGCCGCCUACUUUAACCACGUGUUUUCUUUACUCAGGCUCAUCAAAAUAUGUUAUAUUGGAUUAGUUUCUAAGUUAAUAUUUUUACUUAUGAGCAUACACGAUUACAACGUGUACGGUUUUACAUUUAUAGUCAUGCGUUAAAUGUAUGAUUUCGAAAUGCUUGAUAAAGGUAAUAAUAAAAAUUGUCCAUAGAUAGCUGUAGCAGUCCGGAAUUAUUUUACUCUUUUAUUUAACUUUUAUCAUAAUAUUUGUCUGUGUAAGUAUAUUUUUAUUAAAUUUAUUGUUGUGAUCAUAUUAUGUUCAGCUUAAUAACAAUUAGUAUCUGUUUAUUAUAAAUAUUUUAAUAGAUAUGAAGUAGAUCGUUGUUCAAUAUAAAAUUUUCCCCGAAGAAUUAAUUAGUUUUCAUUAUUUUUGAGUAUAUUAAUACGAUAUAAUAAAGACAAUACCUAUCAAAACAAAUAUCUCUCAGGAAUUGAAUAUGGAGUCAUAGAAUAUUAUCUACAAAACAAAUAUUUUUAUUCGGUUUUUCUUCUACAUGAUUCUUCUGGAAUAAAAAUGUUUAAUUAUUUUUAAUGCUUUAAUAGAAUAGUUGGGCAAUUAAAUUGCGUUUUUCUAAUUUAUUCUUGAAUAAUAUAAUGUAUGUCUAUUAAAACGUUGGCUUUCUGAAAUUCUGUAAAAAUUGAAAUAGUUAUUAUGAGUAAGGUUAUUCGAAACUAAUGUUUAUAUUUUGAAUAAGUUAUCUUAUUAUAAUAAUAGGGUUAUUAGAUAUACACUUAAGUUACAAUAUGUUGUGAAUAUAGGUCUAAAGCAUGUACAUAGAUAUUGUAAAUAAUAUAAACUAUGAGAUGGUCAGCAUAAAGUUGUAUAAUUAUGGCAGACAGCCAUUCAUUCAAGUAGUUAAUAAAAGGGUUGUGUAAUAAACUAUCAAUUGUAGCAUUGAUCUAAUUAUGUUAUUUAAAAUUUGUAAGAAAAUAAUUAUAGAUAUACAAUUAAUAAAUAA